Argentina anserina (silverweed cinquefoil) is the source of this 1831-nucleotide messenger RNA. Its product is annotated as probable E3 ubiquitin-protein ligase ARI2. Gene Ontology annotation, molecular function: zinc ion binding; ubiquitin protein ligase activity; ubiquitin conjugating enzyme binding. Gene Ontology annotation, biological process: positive regulation of proteasomal ubiquitin-dependent protein catabolic process; protein polyubiquitination; ubiquitin-dependent protein catabolic process. Gene Ontology annotation, cellular component: ubiquitin ligase complex; cytoplasm. The transcript is spliced from 6 exons. The coding region runs from base 223 to 1815 and encodes 530 amino acids. The record is from RefSeq and is a predicted model, not a curated record. NCBI's taxonomy places the organism in Eukaryota, Viridiplantae, Streptophyta, Magnoliopsida, Rosales, Rosaceae.
AUCACUAUAUAAACCAUCUCAGAAUGCCUCUCUCCGAUUCGUUUCAUCUCAUACAAGAGAAGAAGAAGACGAUCGAUAAGGAGAAGAUAAGGAAAGGGGAAAAGAGAGACUCUCUUUUCGUUUCUAGGGGUUUUUCUUCCCCUAGAAGCUUUCUUUUUUCCCCCGGAAUAUUCUCUCUUUUUGUCACCGCGGAGUUUUAUAAUUCUCGCCGGUGAUCGGAAAAUGGAGGACGACUAUUAUAUGAGCAGCGAGGACGAAGGCUAUUACGACGAGGAGGAAGAUAAUGAUCGCGAGAGUCUGGAGGAGGAGAUGAUGGCCUACGUUGAGAGUGAGACUCCAAAGUGUGAGGUUUCCUCCGCCAAGGUAAUUUCAAAAGAGUCUCUCUUGGCUGCACAGAGGGGAGAUGUGCAGAGGGUGAUGGAUGUGUUGUCAUUGAAAGAGUACCAUGCCCGAACCUUGCUCAUUCAUUAUCGAUGGGAUGUCGACAAGGUGCUUGCUGUGUAUGUUGAGAGAGGGAAAGAGUUUCUAUACGAAAAGGCAGGCGUGACUAUGGUGGAGCAUGACACAUCCGAGCUUUCAUCUGAGGUCAUGUGUGAUAUUUGCAUGGAUGAAAUUCCGGCAAAUGAGGUCACUGUCAUGGAUUGCAAUCACUGUUUCUGUAACGAAUGUUGGACAGAGCAUUUUAUUGUGAAAAUAAAUGAGGGUCAAAGUAGGCGCAUCAAAUGCAUGGCGCACAAGUGCAAUGCUGUGUGUGAUGAAGCCAUAAUUAGAAAUCUGGUCAGUGCAAGGGAUCCUAAUCUGGCAGAGAAGUUUGAUCGUUUUCUCCUGGAGUCAUAUAUUGAGGAUAAUAGAAAGGUGAAGUGGUGCCCGAGUGUUCCUCAUUGUGGAAAUGCUAUACGUAUUGAGGAAGAUGGUUUAAUCGAGAUUGAAUGUGCAUGUGGAAAGCAAUUCUGUUUUAGCUGUUUAUGUGAAGCACACUCUCCUUGUUCAUGCCACAUGUGGGAGCAAUGGUUGAAGAAGUGCGUAGAUGAAUCAGAGACUGUUAAUUACAUUUCAGUCAACACAAAGCCUUGCCCAAAAUGUAACAAGCUGGUUGAAAAAAAUGGAGGAUGCAAUUUAGUUACCUGUAUCUGUGAACAACCAUUCUGUUGGCUCUGUGGUGCCCCUACUGGUUCGGAUCAUACAUGGGAUUCCAUUGCAGGUCAUGAGUGUGGACGAUUCAAAGAAGAUGAGGAGACAGACCUUGAGCAAACCAAGAAGGACCUAUUUCGUUACACUCACUACUUCAACCGUUUUCAAGCUCAUAAAGAUUCUCUUAAGCUUGAAGCUUCGCUGAAGGAAACCGUACAAAGAAAGAUAACAUAUUUGGAAGAAAACUUAUCGUCAUCUAAAGAUUAUAGCUGGGCAAGCAAUGCUCUCGACAGACUCUUUAGAUCAAGGCGAAUUAUUGCAUAUUCCUACCCAUUUGCAUAUCACAUGUUUGGUGACCUUUUCAAAAAGGAGCUGACAUUAGAAGAAAGGACUAUAAAACAGAACUUGUUUGAGGACCAGCAGCAGCAGCUUGAGGCAAGCAUGGAGAAGCUUUCUAUGUUUACGCAGGAACCUUUUGAUCAUUAUUCCGAGGAGAAACUUCACGAUUUAAAAUUAAGGAUGGUGAAUCUUUCUUCGCUUGUUGAUAAGCUCUGCCUAAAAUUGUUUGAAUGCAUUGAGUAUGAUUUGCUGGGCAAACUUCAAUUUUCUGUUCACAGAAUUGUUUCUUACAGCUCAAAUGGAGUGGAGAAAGCAUCAGAAAUUAACAGUUGCUCUGGAUUCUGAAAAUGACAAUGGGACG